UAACAACAAAACGUUGCUGUCGUUUAAGAUUUUACGGAACUACAUCCUAACUGAUAUCACAGGCGACGCCAUAUUUUUUUCAAAGGCGUUAACCUACUUCGUUUCCCAGCGGUGACCAAUCUUACGUGCUCAAAGAGUCUUUACAAUUACCCAUGAUUCCCCAGAAACGUGUGACCUGUCUCUGGCCUUGGCGUGUAGCUCGGUGUUGCUAGUUGUGUGUGUGCGCGUGUGUGUGUGCUGGCUAUAGCAUUUCAUUAGCGUUAAUUAGCGAGCGUUCCUGUCCGAGAAGCCGGCUAGUAAACUGGGAACCGUUACAGCGGAGCUGAGCCACAAUGCUGAAAUGUAGAAAUGUAUGGAAAAAGCUUGCACCUCUUGCUAGAGCCUCAUCAACUGUAUGCCGGCAGAAUGUGAGGAGAGUAGGGUUGCCCAAUGGCAGGAUACCACGUGUACCCGUGGCUCACAUGUCUACCGGGCCUACAGGAGGGGGUGGGGAAAACCACCUGUAUGUCCUUCUGGUUGGAGCAGCCUGCCUCGGUGGUGGAAUUUAUGCGUACCAAACUAUCAAGGGAGACCAACAAAGAUAUCAGGACCGUAUUAAUGAAAUUUCAUCCAGAUCACAAAAAGCCGCCACAGAAGAACCAACCACACCCAUCCAGUCUGAGCCUCCCGCUGUGAAAGCCAGCGAGACAGAGGCCGUCCCUGAGCCAGAAACUCAAGCAGCACCUUCACCAGAGGAGCCAAGUCCUCCAGUCCCUGACGUCGAAUUAGCAGCAGCCCCCAGUGAAACAGCUGAACUGCCCCCAGCAGAUGAGCCAGUGGUAGAAGCGCCCCCCGAGGAGGCAGCAGAACCACCUGCUGCACCUGUAGUUGAGGAGGAACCAUCACCCCCCUCUGAGCCGUCCCCAGCAGAGCUUACAGAGCCGCCCCCUGCACCUGUUGUGGAGAGUGAACCUACAGCAGCAGCAGCAGCUGAAAGCCCCACAGCAGAGCCACCCGAGCCUCAGCCUGAAGUUGUGGCAGUGAGUGGAGUGGACUCCACACCUGCUUCUCUCAAGGUCCCCUCACACACCCCCUACCUCCUUAUUGGUGGCGGUACCGCCUCCUUCGCCGCAGCCCGGUCUAUUCGAGCCAGAGACCCCGGUGCAAAGGUAUUGAUUGUGACUGAUGAGCCAGACCUUCCAUACAUGAGACCACCUCUUUCUAAGGAACUGUGGUUCUCUGAUGACCCCAGUGUGACGGAAACACUGCGUUUCAAACAGUGGAAUGGAAAGGAAAGAAGUAUCUACUUCCAGCCAGCAUCAUUCUACAUUAAUCCAGAGGAAUUGGAUAGUGCAGAAAAUGGGGGAGUGGCGGUGCUCACUGGCAAAAAGGUGGUUCAGAUGGAUGUGAGAGGAAACAAAGUCAAAUUGGACGAUGAAACUGAGAUUUCAUAUGACAAGUGUUUGAUCGCUACAGGCGGUGUGCCAAGAAAUCUCCAAGUCAUUGAAAGAGCAGGGGAGGAGGUGACACAGAAGACAACUUUGUUCCGCAAGAUCGAGGACUUCAAAUCACUGGAUAAGGUCACCAGAAACAUCAAGUCCGUCACAAUCAUUGGAGGCGGCUUCUUGGGCAGCGAGCUGGCCUGUGCCCUCGGCAGGAGAUCACAUGAGUCUGACCUGGAGGUGAUACAGAUGUACCCCGAGAAGGGCAACAUGGGAAAAGUGUUGCCCGAGUACCUGAGUAACUGGACAACAGAAAAAGUCAAGAGAGAGGGCGUAAAAGUCAUCACAGAAGCUUUGGUGAAGUCUGUGACCUGCAAAGAUGAUAAGUUAGAAAUCCAAUUGAAGGAUGGCAGAUUGGUGAAAACCGAUCACAUUGUUGCAGCUGUUGGCCUGGAGCCAAAUGUUGACCUUGCUAAGUCAGCCGGUCUGGAGGUGGACUCUGACUUUGGUGGCUAUCGGGUCAAUGCAGAGCUGCAAGCUAGAUCCAAUAUUUGGGUGGCAGGAGAUGCUGCCUGUUUCUAUGACAUCAGACUGGGCCGCAGACGAGUGGAGCACCAUGAUCAUGCCGUUGUGAGCGGGAGACUAGCAGGGGAGAACAUGACAGGAGCCAACAAACCCUACUGGCACCAGUCUAUGUUCUGGAGUGACCUGGGUCCUGAUGUAGGCUAUGAGGCGAUUGGGAUUGUUGACAGCAGCCUACCAACAGUAGGGGUGUUUGCCAAAGCCACUGCCAAGGAUACACCUAAAGCUGCUACAGAGCAGUCAGGAACUGGGAUCCGCUCAGAAAGUGAAACAGAGGACACGGCCACUAGCCCAGUGGCUUCUUCAACGCCUGCUCCCGCUAUGGAGCAACACAAAGACGACUAUGGAAAAGGAGUCAUCUUCUACCUGAGAGACAAAGUGGUGGUGGGUAUUAUCCUGUGGAACGUGUUCAACAGAAUGCCCAUCGCAAGGAAGAUUAUCAAGGACGGAGAGGAACACGCAGAUCUGAAUGAAGUGGCCAAGCUGUUCAACAUCCAUGAGGAUUAAGAUGGAGGACACUCUUGGAAAGGGAGUUACACUUCAUGUUAAGACUGAACUUUGACAGCCAUUGCCACACAACUGAUCAUACUUACAAAACGGAGAAAUUCAUGUAAAUCACGUCAUGUCGUUGAAAUAUUUUCAUAUUUGGAAUUUGUACCUGCGUCACCUGUUUGUUGUUGUUGUUUUUUUCUAUUCAGGAGAAGUCAGUGUCUCAUCUUCCACCAAACAUUUUGCUUGCAUUUUCUUUUAAAUCAUUGUCAAGAUGUGAUUGUCUGUCUGCUUUUCCCUACCAGGCUGAAAAUGUCAAGCAUGGAUUAUUUUCCUCUGUGUGAUCAGAGCAGCUUGCUGUGAGAAAAGCUGCAAUAAAAGCUAUUUUUAAAUUGGA
Micropterus dolomieu (smallmouth bass) is the source of this 2889-nucleotide messenger RNA. It is a transcript of the gene aifm1, whose product is annotated as apoptosis inducing factor mitochondrion associated 1. Gene Ontology annotation, molecular function: NAD(P)H oxidase H2O2-forming activity; protein dimerization activity; FAD binding. The coding region runs from base 333 to 2510 and encodes 725 amino acids. Gene Ontology annotation, cellular component: cytoplasm; mitochondrion. Gene Ontology annotation, biological process: mitochondrial respiratory chain complex assembly; apoptotic process. Lineage: Eukaryota; Metazoa; Chordata; Actinopteri; Centrarchiformes; Centrarchidae. The record is from RefSeq and is a predicted model, not a curated record. The transcript is spliced from 21 exons.